This is a messenger RNA of Vitrella brassicaformis, 1267 nucleotides long. Lineage: Eukaryota; Vitrellaceae. The record is from the annotation of a GenBank genome assembly.
UCACCGCAUCUCCUCGAUGGCUUUGGAGCAUUUGUCCUCAACCGCACUCUCCCCUUGGUCUGUCUGAAUCCAUGGGGUGGCGGCUGCAGCGGCAGCGGCCGCAGGGCCGUCUUGUGUGUCGUUGUCUCCCUCUGGUGCUUGCUGCAGAUAGAGGAUUGAGGCACACACAGCCUCCCUCUUUGUCUGUAUCAAGUCGACUCCUCCACACACACCCACCGUGGAUUCGCCCCCCUCCGUAGACAAGUGUGUGCGGCGCUGUGGCGUGGUCGAAUCAAUGUCUCUGGGGACACACCAGUGGAAAGAUGGAUGGGAUGCCUGCACACCAGGGGACGGGGAUGCGUGUGUGCAGACCUGUUGAUGGCCUUGCUGUCACUGCCGUCCUCGUUCCCCUCGACUGCCCGCAGCCUGUCGUCGAACGCCGUGAGCAUCUCACGGAGCAGCUUGUUCUCCUCCACAAUGUGCAGAUUGGCCGCGCACAUCCGACUGACAUGCACACACAGGUGGAGAGACCAAUGGAUGGAUGGAAGGCCACGCGGAUCUUGGUGUGUCUCCCCACCUGUUGGCUUCCACGAGGUCCUUCUGGGCAUUUCUCAGCAGAGUCACCUGCGUCUCUGAGCCGCUUGUGCUGUCGAUUGGCCUCGCCCAGUGCCUCCUGCAGCUCAUGGUCGAUCAGAGCCAACACAUCCUCCUCUUUCACUCCCCGCCUGCAGUACACGUGCAUAGGACAUCCACGAUGGUGUGUCUGUCGUGUUGUGGUGUGUUCUGGUGGGGGUGUGUUGGUGUACUGUACGCUUCUGCCUCCUGCUCGCGCAGACGGUCGUUGAAUGUCUCGCCGAGCUGACGCAGAAACAGAUGCUCACGCUGCGUGUCAAUCCUGACAGAGAGAGGAGAGAGGAGGGCCAAUGAGGUGUCCUGUGAGUUGUCUGUCAGUGUCUGCGACUUACUGAAACCGUUCGAAGUUGUUGGACUGGUGCUUCAACUCGGCGUCCAUCGCCCUCUGCAAAGGACACACACAAGGGAAGCCGUCUCCAUUCAUCGACGUGCUGCCAGAUCUCGGGGUGGUCGCUGCACUAAUUGCAGUGUUGGUGGCACUGCGAAUCUUACGUGUUUGAGUGAGAGCUCCUGGACCUGCUCGCUCAUCCCCGCGAUGGUCUGCUGGAUUGCCGCAUCCUUGGCCUGCAAAGCCAGGCGGCCGUGGGUGGAGAACCCCCUCCAAUUCGACACCUUCAUGGUCACAGCGCAAUUGCUGCGGAAUCUCUGCCCGCUG